Molecule: messenger RNA, 4292 nt
Organism: Pan troglodytes (chimpanzee)
Lineage: Eukaryota; Metazoa; Chordata; Mammalia; Primates; Hominidae
Gene: OR5M1
Product: olfactory receptor family 5 subfamily M member 1
Exons: 2
Coding region: 36-983 (315 amino acids)
Biological process (GO): G protein-coupled receptor signaling pathway
Cellular component (GO): membrane
Molecular function (GO): olfactory receptor activity; G protein-coupled receptor activity
Source: RefSeq, a predicted model, not a curated record
GUCCAUUAACAUUAACAGUUUCAAGAGAUAAGAAGAUGUUCUCCCCAAACCACACCAUAGUGACAGAAUUCAUUCUCUUGGGACUGACAGACGACCCAGUGCUAGAGAAGAUCCUGUUUGGGGUGUUCCUUGCGAUCUACCUAAUCACACUGGCAGGCAACCUGUGCAUGAUCCUGCUGAUCAGGACCAAUUCCCACCUGCAAACACCCAUGUAUUUCUUCCUUGGCCACCUCUCCUUUGUAGACAUUUGCUAUUCUUCCAAUGUUACUCCAAAUAUGCUGCACAAUUUCCUCUCAGAACAGAAGACCAUCUCCUACGCUGGAUGCUUCACGCAGUGUCUUCUCUUCAUCGCCCUGGUGAUCACUGAGUUUUACAUCCUUGCUUCAAUGGCAUUGGAUCGCUAUGUAGCCAUUUGCAGCCCUUUGCAUUACAGUUCCAAGAUGUCCAAGAACAUCUGUGUCUGUCUGGUCACUAUCCCUUACAUGUAUGGGUUUCUUAGUGGGUUCUCUCAGUCACUGCUAACCUUUCACUUAUCCUUCUGUGGCUCCCUUGAAAUCAAUCAUUUCUACUGUGCUGAUCCUCCUCUUAUCAUGCUGGCCUGCUCUGACACCCGUGUCAAAAAGAUGGCAAUGUUUGUAGUUGCAGGCUUUAAUCUCUCAAGCUCUCUCUUCAUCAUUCUUCUGUCCUAUCUUUUCAUUUUUGCAGCGAUCUUCAGGAUCCGCUCUGCUGAAGGCAGGCACAAAGCCUUUUCUACGUGUGCUUCCCACCUGACAAUAGUCACUUUGUUUUAUGGAACCCUCUUCUGCAUGUACGUAAGGCCUCCAUCAGAGAAGUCUGUAGAGGAGUCCAAAAUAACUGCAGUCUUUUAUACUUUUUUGAGCCCAAUGCUGAACCCAUUGAUCUAUAGCCUAAGGAACAAAGAUGUAAUCCUUGCCACGCAACAAAUGAUUAGGGGAAAAUCCUUUCGUAAAAUUGCAGUUUAGGCCUGUGUUUAUUUGCAGUCACGAAUUGCUUGUGGAGUAACAAACUGGCUUUUGAAAUGGAAAAACCUAGUGUAGUCAUGAUUUAUUUAACAUCAUGGACUGUCAGUAACCACUUUAUUUUGUUAUCCAAAUGAAAACCUUGAAGAUUGAUUUCUUAGAAAUAAAAGCCUUAAUGUUGAGAAAUUUGAAAUGUUUUAUUUGUCAGAAAUUCUAUGAAAAUAAAUUGUUUAGUAUCUAAUAAUUGUAUAUGAAAAUACUAUGUUUACUUACUUGGGGGGUGGGUAAAUUUUUAACUAACUUAGCCUGAGAGAAAUUCUGAAAAUUCAUCUCCUUUGAAUGUGAUGGUCCACAGAGCCAUAAUGAGGUUCAAGAUAGGGUGGAUAAUUUUACACUUUUUAAAAAAUGAAAUUAUUUCUACUUCAAUAUGAUGUCUUGAACAAUAGCUCAGCCACCUUUGUACUUAUUGUAAUCAAUGUGCAAAAAAUAUAAAUAUAUGGGUCUCUGAUAUGUUAAAUUUGCUGUAAGUGUUCCCCAAACCCAUCUUGUAAAUAUCUUGAGAAGCUUCUUUUUUGUUCAUGUGAUAAUACUGGUUAUCAUCCUUGAUUCUGAAAAUCAACUCUCAACACCUUUUUAUGAGUUUCCAAGUGUAUGGAUCCAAUUCUAUCAUCAAAUUACUUUGACUGCAUUCCAGUUAUGUUUCCCAGUGCCGUACCUCUGACUUAGGACUAAUUUAGUAGGAGUCAAUAGGGUCUAUUAACUGCCCUCUGCAUACCCAUAAAUGUCUUGAAACAGUAUACAAAUAAAUAAGGGUGUAUAUAUGUUUCUGGAGGAAAUAAUCCAGUGUUUAUUUUGCUUCAUGAAGCUUUCUGUGGCCCAUUAUUUUUAAAAUAAGGGUGUUCUAGUAGUUCUUGAAGCUGCUAUAGAGAAAAUCAAUCUCAGAGAGGCUACCUAAGGAGACACAUUAAUCCAUGCAUUAUUAGUCAACCAGAUGACUGCAUAUUGAUACAUAUGUAUUUAGCCCUAAUAAAUUGCCUCAUAUGUUUGGCAUUUUAAUAUUUUGCACUCUGAUAUUAACUAACACCAUACAGAAUAUGCUACAGAAAAUGUCUGUAUGAUAUCAACUACUAUAUCUACUAUAAAGUGUUCACAUUGUUUUCCAGAAUAUUAACCAGAUGACUUGCAGUUUUUGUAAAAUGGGGGCAUAUUCUUGAGUCUCAUUUGAUUAAGUCUGGUUCUAGCCAAAUCCUCUUUCAGAAACAGUAUCUGAAAAAGAAGGAAGGCAAAUUUCAGUGACAAGAAUUUAACAAUUACAUUUUAGCACUGUUUGUUUUUGUAUUUGCUCGGUUUUGGCAAUGAUGGUGGGACAACAGAGGAAGGUGAUCUGCAGAGACAACAAUGAAGCAGAAAAGCUGGGAAUUGAGUGACACAGCGUCCUCACUUCCUUUUUGAGGGCCAGCAUCAUUUCAUCGGUGGGGUAUUUAUUUUAUGAGAAAUUUCCAUCUGCUAGGCAAAGCGUUGUAUUCCAUUUCUGGCAAGCAGAAUGGUCUCAUAUCCAGAUUUCAAACCCUAUUUGAAAAUUGGAUUUUAGAAUGAGUGCAAAAAAUACUCUAUUUGGCCUAAAUAACUGUACGAUUCCAUUUAUUUUCUAGUUAUGAGAAUUGCUCUGGCUUGCAGCAACCAUUUUUAAACUUUGACAUCCUUUUAGUCCAAAUGACCUGUUUCUUAUUGAUUUUUAAUAAAAUAUUUUAUUUAUUUCCAUUCAUGAUUUAAUUUUUUCCUUCUGCAUGUCUUUGGGUAAAAGUCACCUCAGAAAUUCUUUGGAGAUAGGAUAGAACAUAAAUUGACAUGAAUAAAAGUAAUUAUAAGAGUUGCAGUCACAGUGUAGUGCUGAUUUUAGGAUCACUUUAUUUUAAUCUUCAUAAAUGAAAUAAUGAGAGAAUUAUUAUCUCCAUUUACAACAUUGGAGCCUGAGGCACGGAGAGAUUAAAUUUCUUGCCCAAAGUCAUUUGGCCACUCAGUAGGACAAAAGCAGGUUUCUUGGUUUCAAAUUCUCUCUCUUUCUAGUUCAUACUGUAGUUGUUAUUAAAGAAAUUCUCAACACACUGCAAAUGCUUGAUGGAAUGUUGGAGAUUAUGAAUUGAUGAGAUUAUUGCUAUAGAUGAAAUAGUGGUUAUUAUGUGAUAGUUAUAUGUAUCCUAAGAAUAGCUAAUGGGAAUUUCCCUUGAAAAUUCCGUUUAACAUAAUUUAUAGGCAUUAUAAUUAAAAUUGUCUUAAUGUCCAUGUGAAGGGAGAAAAUUUUGAUAUACAGAAGACAUAGAUGCUAUUUAGGCUGCAUUUUAUUAAUAUAUUUUCCCAGUCGCAAAGGCAUACAUAUUCAUAUUAAUUAAUUACCAGGUACAGACAAAUAUGAGGGAGUAAAAUUUAUGAGGGAUCUGUCCUGUGACAAAGGAUACAUUUUCUUUUAUUUUGUUACAUUUCUUCUCAAUAAGUUUAUAUGCAUACAUGUUACUAAAAUGCAUCAAGCAAAUGUGAAAUCACUUAUCAUAUACAAAUUUGAACACUGAUUUUCACUUGAUAUAAUGUAUGCACCUUUAUAUAGAUUAAAUAUUUCUGAUGAACAUCAUGUUGAAUGUCAUAUAAUAGUUAGAUCAUAUGACCUUAAUACAAUAAUAAUACAUAUCAAUUGUAGAAAACUGACUGAACCAUAUUGACAUACAUAAGACAUAGAAGCAACAUUUACUUAUAAUCACCUACCUGAAGAGAGCUGAACUCAGCAUUCACUUGUGUUUUAUUCCGUUUGAUUAUCUUGCAAACCAUGAUUCCAUCAUAUCAAUGUAUCUUAGCAUUUUUAUGACUGAUGUAUCUGUGCAUCUCUAAUUGUUCCUUUUGUGUAUGUUCCCAGAAGUGGAACUGCUGAAUUAAAUGUUUUGAAUGCUUUUGAAACUCCUGCUAAAUUUUUCUAUGGGUAAAUUUUUCUCCAGAAAGCUUCUAGCAACUUAAACCUGUACUAGUAAUAUUUGAGAAUAAUCAUUUCACUAUAACUCUAUCAGUAGUAGGAGCUCUUGUUUAUGGUUAUUUGCUUCUUUGAUGUCUCAAGGGAAGUCUUAGAAAAUAAUUCUGUUCUAAUAAGCACAGAAUAAAAAUUGAAGCAUCUAUUGAACAAAUGAAGGCUACACAUAAGGUUGAUAAUUUCUCUUCAUGCUAUUGCUGAUAAUUUCUUGCAUGAAUAAUAUUUGUAUUUCUAUUUGGAAAAAUGUGACCUUUUGCUUAUUGCUGUUAUGUAAGUUUUCCUCAUCCUAAAAUUGAAAA